GAGCAACCGUGGCGGCCCGCCGCGGCGCUGAGGUGCUGAUGAAUUUUAGUACCCUUCAGACUCCAUUUGUGUCCUAACAUGGACGUGAUUGAAUCAGCCUCCACAGAAAGCACGAUUGCUGAGAAACCCUUCAAGAAGAUACCCAGCGUCCUUCUGGACAGCCUAGUGGAGGAACCUAAAAGGAGACGUGCUGUCCCCAAUCACUUGCUGGAAUCAAAGGUUUAUUCAGAACGCCAGAGGAGCAACGUUGUACAGGCCGAGCCUGCUGUGCUGCACUACGGAGGGUAUGAAGUUGGAAAACAUCACCAGCAGACGCUGAAGCUGAUAAAUAUUUCUGGUGAUGUAAUAAACCUUCACAUCAUACCACCCCAGACAAAGUAUUUUCAGAUUAAAUACAACAAAACUCAUCGGCUUGUCCCUGGCUUGUCAUACGUUGUUACUGUUGAUUUCUGUCCUGAUGAGUGGCGCUAUUACUAUGACUGCAUCCGAAUUCACUGUCAGGGAGAAGAUACAUUACUUGUUCCUGUGCAUGCUUAUCCUGCUAUGAAUGUUGUGGAAUUUCCAUCGUUUAUAAAUAUGUCUGAUGUAUCAGUUGGUCAGAGUAAGGAGUAUGUCAUCCCACUGCAGUGCAGCUGCCCAAUAGAUUUUGAAUUCCACAUUGAUUUUAUUCAGUCUCACAGAGCCUUCACCGUCCAGCCAACAUUUGGAAUCAUUCCAGGCGAUGGGAAAGUGGAAGUUACUGUGAAAUAUUCCCCACUCGAGUAUGGAACAGCACAAAUGAAAAUGCAACUGUGGAUUUCACAGUUCCACUCAAAGCCCUAUGUAUGUGUCUUCACAGGAACAUCAACACCCCAUCUGGGUCUAAUAAAUGAACGAUUUGAAAAACAACAAAGUCGUCCACAGAGAAAAACAGUGUCUGCAGGAAAGUCAGUGCUGUGGAGAAGACUCCAGUUCAGCCAGCCACAAUCCAAGCCUAUUCAAAAAGAAAUUGAAUACCAGAACCUCAGAUUCCCCACAGAUCUGUCAAAUCCGUAUGCUGUAGCCACUGUUUUGAAUCAGGAACCAGGCAAAAUGAAGAUUAGGAACUUGAAAGAAGUCCUUUGCCAAGGCGAUGAAGGGAUAAAAACAAGACAGAUGAAGGAAGCCAUAUUUGAACUGAAAGUCAAACAAAAUAUUCAGAAAGAGGAAGCAAAUCAUCUGAAGUGGCAAGUUCGUAAAGGCAAGGAUCCAGUCUCUGUGGAAUUCAAAAAAGAGGUUAUCGAAAACCGGCAGAGGGAAGAAGAGCGGUACAAGAUUCAAAGAGGAGAUCCUAUCAUAGAAAAGGAGUUUCAAAGGAACGAAGUAGAAACUUCUUCCAGACGUGUUAUCCGGACUGUUGAGCAGCAUCCAAAUGUCCAUCCCACAUUCAACUUGCUCCGUAAUGACCCUUGGGACAACAGAAACAGGACGUUGAGGAAAUUCCAACAAGCAGCAUACAAGAUUGUGAUUCAGAGUCGACUAAAUCGUUUACUGCAUCUGUUCCGUGGGCUAACAAGAGACGCCAAAGUAGUGGAGGAAGGCUCUGCAUCUGGAAACAGGUGUUUCAGCAAAACAGAGAAGAGUGAAGAAUAUAAGGGCAUUUCUUCCAGCAUAUCUGAAGAUCGUAUAUUGCCUUUUGAAUUCCCCUUUUACAGUUCCCUUGAAUUGUGCCGCGAUUUGGAACCUGAUGCUCUUGGCCUCGUUCCUAUCAAACCUGUAGAUGUGAAAAUCAGACACGCUCUUCCCUUUUACGACUUGAAGGUUCCGCAGCAUUUCAGCAUUAUGGGUUAUCAGCCAUUUUGUACGCACCAUGCAGCCACAAGUUACAAACCUCGAAAACUUUGCCGGCCGCUGAGGCAGGGAGCCCAGGAUGAGUUGGUUCAAGUAGUUCCUUCUCCUGAGGGGCAGCUUAACCUGGUCUCCCACGGGAUGGAUUUUGACAAACCAUCCCCAGAAGAAGUGGCAGAAAGACAUGUCAGCCUCUUAAAACUGGUUCCUCCCCAAGCUUUAGUCUACCCUACAGAGAGCAACCCACUUCGCAUUUUUAACCCCUCUCCAGGAUUAUUUCCAGUUUUACCUCCUUUAGCUUAUUCUGAAACAAAUAUUGAAUAUCAUCUGUGUCCUCUUCCAAAAUACACCUUUACCAAGGAAUGCCCCAAAGGAUCCAGUAUUCCAGUCACACAGAAGAAAUUUCUGCAUCACAAGGAAGUGAUUUGUGGAGUGAUGGACUGGAGACGAUUCUUACCAGUGGUGUAUUCCAUCUUUUCGAACACUCCCAUGUUGGCGAGUACAACGUCUAGAGAUCCUUACAGUUCAGAUAUGCUUCCAACAGAGGUACCACCAAUGCUGUAUGACUUGCCUGAAAGAGACAGAGAGAACGUAAUUGACCAUGGGACAGAUGAAAUGGAGUUCAAAGUGAUUCUUACUCCAGAGAUGUUGAGAGCUGAAUUUCCACAAAUUGGGCAGGCGUUCACAGAAGAAGGCAAAAUGAAAUCAGCAAAAGAAGAAAGAGACACACAACACCAUCCAGAUGAACGUUUUCAACCCCAAAACAACGGGCUCAGAGAGAAGGUUCAAAAACAUGUGGAGAAGAUGAAGAUGAAAGCACUUAAUAAAACCCUUAUUCUGGAAUAA
Molecule: messenger RNA, 2652 nt
Organism: Cygnus atratus (black swan)
Lineage: Eukaryota; Metazoa; Chordata; Aves; Anseriformes; Anatidae
Gene: CFAP221
Product: cilia and flagella associated protein 221
Exons: 24
Coding region: 79-2652 (857 amino acids)
Biological process (GO): cilium movement; cilium assembly
Cellular component (GO): cilium
Source: RefSeq, a predicted model, not a curated record